AUGGAGGGAGUCUUACCCGGUCAGCAUGCUCCGAGAGCAGGCAAACCAGUGGUGCAAUUUGAAAAUGAAGAUGAAGUGCUAGGAGAAUUAAGAUUGGAUCCUAGUAUAAGUCAACACCAAAUAUCCAGUAAUCUCGGGAUUCCAAGAUCGACGGUGCAACGUGUCAUUAACAGAAACAAAUAUCACGCCUACCACGUGCAAAGGGUGCAAGCUUUGCUGCCCGGUGACUAUGAACCUAUACUGCGGUUUUGCAGAGAGAUGUUAAGAUACCACAGAGAGGAUCCGCAGUUCCUCAACAAGGUUUUACGGACGGAUGAGUUAACUUUUAGAAGAACGGGAGUAUUCAAUAUCCACAAUCUACAUUUUUACUCCAUAGUGAACCCCCUUAUCAUAAGAAAUGAUCGAUUCCAGCAUCGUUUGGUAUUAACAUGUGAGCUGGUAUAA
Messenger RNA from Parnassius apollo (apollo), 444 nucleotides. The record is from the annotation of a GenBank genome assembly. Lineage: Eukaryota; Metazoa; Arthropoda; Insecta; Lepidoptera; Papilionidae.